This is a messenger RNA of Drosophila subpulchrella, 3614 nucleotides long. It is a transcript of the gene ema, whose product is annotated as protein CLEC16A homolog. The coding region runs from base 255 to 3458 and encodes 1067 amino acids. Gene Ontology annotation, cellular component: late endosome; endolysosome membrane. Lineage: Eukaryota; Metazoa; Arthropoda; Insecta; Diptera; Drosophilidae. Gene Ontology annotation, biological process: endosome to lysosome transport; regulation of autophagosome maturation; endosomal transport. The transcript has 12 exons. The record is from RefSeq and is a predicted model, not a curated record.
UGACUGUGACACUUGUGUUCCCCGUGAAGAAGAAGAGCAAUUUGUUGGAAAAAUCGCAAUUCGCAAAUUACAAAAUUAGAUUCGUGCAUCGCAGACAUUCUGGUUACCCCAUUUUGUGGGCCAACCCCGCGGCGUGACCGUGAGCAGUGGUGCAUGCAAAGAUCCACGAGAGUGGCGCCCCCGCAAUCCUCUGCAGCUUGAUAUGAGAGCAGCCAGGCGAAUCGUGCCCAGUUGAUUCCAACCCAGAAGCCAGCAUGUUCCGGAGUCGAAGCUGGUUCGGCGGACCCUGGGGCGGACGGCCCAAGAACCGCCUAUCGCUGGAGCACCUCAAGUACCUGUACAGCAUCCUGGAGAAGAACACCACCGUGUCAGAGAGCAAUCGUGGCCUUCUCGUGGAGUCGUUGCGUUGCAUCGCUGAGAUCCUGAUUUGGGGCGACCAGCAUGACUCCCUGGUGUUUGACUUCUUUCUGGAGAAGAACAUGCUUUCCUACUUCCUGCACAUAAUGCGUCAGAAGAGCGGAGGUUCCAGCUUCGUUUGCGUCCAGCUGCUUCAGACACUCAACAUCCUCUUCGAGAACAUACGCAACGAGACAUCUUUGUAUUAUCUGCUGAGCAAUAACCAUGUCAAUUCCAUCAUGGUGCACAAGUUUGACUUCUCCGACGAGGAUGUAAUGGGCUAUUACAUCCUUUUCCUGAAGACGCUCAGUCUGAAGCUGAACACCCACACGAUACACUUCUUUUACAAUGAGCACACAAAUGAUUUCCCCUUGUACACGGAGGCCAUCAAGUUCUUCAAUCACCCCGAGUCCAUGGUGAGGAUUGCUGUGCGCACCAUUUCCUUAAAUGUCUACAAGGUUCAGAACUCCAGCAUGCUGCGUUUUAUCCGAGACAAAACGGCUGCUCCGUAUUUCAGUAACCUGGUUUGGUUUAUCGGCAAGCAUAUUCUGGAGCUCGAUACAUGUGUGCGCACAGAUAUAGACCAUCAGUCAAAUCAGAAGCUUUCCAACCUGGUCGCUGAGCACCUGGACCACUUACACUAUUUGAGCGACAUCCUUCUGCUGGACAUAAAAGAUCUGAAUGCGGUCCUUACCGAGCAUUUGCUGCAUAAGCUUUUUGUGCCCCUGUACAUAUUCUCACUGACUCCAGCCCCACCCCCGCCAUCUCUAGCGGUGGUUACCCAGAAUUUAGCUGCUGUGCUUAAUCGCAACGUGGACAUCGACAUCCAGGAGAUACACAAUCCGCGAGUGAGCUCUAUCGUGGCCCUUUUCCUGCUCUCAUUGGUCUUUCUGGUGGUUUCUCAUGCUCCGCUAGUUCACGCCCUGGCAUGGGUAGUCCUUAAUGGAGACCACAGCGUCUUUAAGGAGGGCGCGGCUGAGAUUCUCAAUUCAUACGUCGAGCACCGCGAAGUGGUGGUUCCUGGUUUCGGGGAGCCCAACGAGAGCCUCGAACAGGCCCUGGAUACCGUCACAGGCCAGUCCAGCGCCUCCAGCUAUGCCCUCAGCGAGGACAGCGGCGUGGAGUCUUCUUCUCCAGCAGCCACGGAACUGGACUCACAGGCAGAGGCGGUGGAAGCGGAGCAGACAAAGCUGCGUAACAUAACCGACGAGGAAAAGCAGUUGCUGCAAAAGUCGUCCUCGGCGAAGUCCGACUUUACGGAGAUGGCCAAGCCGUUUUUGGACACUGUCCUGCAUGCUUUGGACUGCACCGAGAACGAUUACCUGGCCCUGCUGUCGCUGUGCCUCAUUUAUGCCAUGUCGCACAAUCGUGAUGGCAUUAAGAAUGAGUGGUUCGAUCAGGUUCUGGCCAAGUCAACGCGUGGCGCCUUCAGCUAUAAGACAGCCUUGAUUGAGCAUCUGCUAAGCAUCAUCACACAGUCCAGCCAGCCAUCGUCCCGGAUUCGCUUAAUUACCGUUGAGAUUGCUUUAGAGUUAUUGGUUACCUUUACCCGUCCCAGCUCGGAUGAGACGCGCUGCAUCACCGCCGCCCAGCAGGAUCUGCUCUUCAGUGCCCGCAAUCAGUCAAUGGCGGUACUCCGGAACUUCUACAAGUCGGAGGAUAUCUUUCUUGAUCUGUUUGAAGACGAAUAUAAUGAGAUGCGAAAGGCACAACUGAACGUGGAAUUUCUGUGCAUGGACUCCACCAUUCUACUGCCUCCCACGGGAACGCCCCUCACGGGAAUUAACUUUACGCGACGCCUUCCCUGCGGGGAGGUGGAAAAGGCCCGCCGAGCCAUCCGUGUGUACUUCCUGCUGCGUCGCACGUGCCAAAAGUUUCUGAAUGAGAAGGAGUCCCUGCUGCCGCUGACAAAUGUCGUCAAUCUAGUGCAGGUGGAGAACGUACUUGACCUGAACAAUAGUGACCUGAUUGCCUGCACCGUGGUGGCCAAGGACAGCAGCAAGCAAAGACGCUUCCUGGUCAUUGACGCCCUACAGUUGAUCCUUGUCGAGCCGGAUGCCAAACUGCUAGGCUGGGGGGUGGCUAAGUUUGUGGGCUUUCUACAGGACGUGGAGGUGCAAGGUGAUAAGGACGACUCGCGCUGUUUGCACAUUACCGUGCACCGCGGUGGGGUUACGCACAACCGCACGCCGCUGCUCUCAGCCAAGUUCCUGUUCGACGACCACAUUCGCUGCAUGGCGGCCAAACAGCGCUUGACCAAGGGACGCAGCAAGGCGCGACAGAAGAAGAUGUACCAGAUCGCCCAGCUCAUCGAGAUCCCUGGGCAGAUGGACUCUCCCGUUUUCGCAGUGGGCGGCACCAUGGCGACGUCCAGUGGCGGAGGCAGUGGAAACAGCAGUGGAAGCAGCUCACGUAGCGGUCACCAUCGUCCCAUGUUCUCAACAUCUAAUCGCGUCCCUGGAUUUGCGGCCGUGCUGAGGGGAAACAAUAGCGCCGGUGUCAGUCGUACCCAGAUUGCCCAGAAUCGCUCCAUCGAGGGAAUUAGGAAUGAAAGCGCUGGCCGCUCCCGACGCCGCAGUCCCAGCUCAACUUCGGGCUCGAAUCUGAGGGCAGAUCACUCGGAUCGGGAGCGAUCGCCCAGUAUUAGCAUGGGCAGCCACAGCUCUUCGCAGUCGCGGGAAAACUCCCAGCCCAGAAGUACCGGCAACCGCUCGCGGGAGAGCAGUCCUAGGAUGCCUAGGCCGCGUUCGGAGGAGAUUCCCCUUGAGGAUUUCCAGCACUCGCGCACCAACAGCCCUCACUCGCGGGGCAACCCCUCGCCCGCCUCCCGUUCGCAUACGCCCAUUCGGGUGCUCCACUACGAUCAGUUAUCCGGGCACAACGGAUCGCCGCGUGAUGCGUCCCUUGGGGGCACUAAUGCCCUUCUAGGCCAGCUGAAUGGCCUGCCCCGCGAAGUGCUCCCUGUGCAAAGCUCCGAGGAGACAUCUUUUAUCGGGAGCGACGGAAACGAAGCCACUGGAGGAUCGGAGGGCAGGCGACGGGGAGCCAUCGAGACGGUCUAAAUUAGAUUAGAAAUUCUAGUAUUACAUUGGAGAGGAGGAGCCUUAUGCUUGGAUUGUUGCUAAUUUUGUUAUUCCAAUUGACUAAUAUGGUGGCACAUACUCUAUUUGCUUUUCAUUUUAAAUAAAAGUUAGUUUGACGAAUUUGAAGUUAAGUUA